This is a messenger RNA of Funneliformis geosporum, 671 nucleotides long. The record is from the annotation of a GenBank genome assembly. Lineage: Eukaryota; Fungi; Glomeromycota; Glomeromycetes; Glomerales; Glomeraceae.
AGCAAUAUAGAGAAGGAAUUCAAGUUAUGCAAUUAUAUGACUUAAGAAUCAUGAAAAUACAACAAAUUUUUAAUAUUUAUGAAGAAAAAAAUCAUUCAAAUAAGUACAGCAAAUCAAUAUUAGCUGUUUCAAAAAAUGAACAAAUGAUUGCUUUUUCUUCUGAAUAUAGAAAAAUAACUCUUUAUUUAAUUGAAAAUGGUCUUGAAAUAAUUUGUAAAGAUUUUGGAAAAAAUACAAAAAUCAUUGCUUGUGAAUUUAAGGAUGAUGACAAAUUAAUGAUAAUUAUUAAAAAAUCUAAUGAUAAAUAUAUAAAAUUAUUACUUUGGUAUUUAUAUACAAAUAAAUUUCAAGAUUAUGAUAAGCAUUUCGAGUUGAAAGAAGAUGAAGAAAGUAUUUUUUAUAGUAUUACAAUUCCUGGUAAAUAUGUAUUUAUUUAUAAUAAUGGUACUAUAUUUUCAGUAUAUGAUAGUUUACUUAAAAUAGAUGAUAAAAAAAAGGUAUCAGAAUCAAAUCAAAUGAAAGAAUUAAAAUAUGAUAAUAAUGAUAAUAUAGCUUUUAAUCAAGAUCAAAUAAAAAUAGAUGCACAACCUAUUAAAGAUGAGUUAGAACCAUGGAUAACUGAUAAUUAUACAAAGAAAUGGGUUUAUCUUGAUCAAAAAGAAUCAGUAUAG